Molecule: messenger RNA, 758 nt
Organism: Thamnophis sirtalis
Lineage: Eukaryota; Metazoa; Chordata; Lepidosauria; Squamata; Natricidae
Gene: TNFRSF9
Product: TNF receptor superfamily member 9
Biological process (GO): regulation of cell population proliferation
Molecular function (GO): signaling receptor activity; protein binding
Source: RefSeq, a predicted model, not a curated record
AUGGAGCGGCUCUUUUGCGCGCUGCUGUUGCUGCUCUGCACGGGAGCCGUGUGUGAGGUCCCCUGCCCGAAAGGCGCCUUCAGACCGGGAAAAGGCCAGUCCUGCCAGCAAUGCAGAGUCUGUGACAGGACUUUGGUAUAUAAGCAGAAAUGUACCGAAACCUCCGAUGCCCGUUGUAGAUGUGCCGAGGGUUACUCGUGCGGGAAAAAUUGCGAGGCCUGUGAGUGCCCCGUCGGACAGCAACGCACAAUUACAGGUUGUCAGAAAUGUACACCGAAGACUUUCAAUAAUAGAACGACAGGCGAAUGCCGGCCAUGGAGCACGUGCCCAGGGGAUAGAAUUCGGGAACCGGGGACCGAGAAGAGAGAUGUGGUUUGCUGGAGUGGGUCAGAAAUCCCCACUACUCAGCCCUCCACAUCCCUCGCUGUCUUCUCUACUACGGUUUCAGAGUGGGGAAACGACCUGAUCCUCGUCACCUCUGCUUUUAUCAUCAUCAUAGCUCUGUGUCUCGCAUUCAUGGUGCUGUGUUACUUCUUCCUCCGAUACUGGCUUCGAAAGAAGUUCCCGAAACCUUCUCAUGGGCAGUUAGCCCAGGAGGUCGAUGACUGCAGCUACAGAUACCCCGAAGAAGAAGAAGGAGGAAGCUGUGAAGCCCUUUCCAGUCUCAAAGGGGGCCUUUUGGAAAGAUAUUACACACAAGAUGUCUAACCCCCCCCCCGGGUCAAAGAGAAAAGAAGUCUUCCUUGACCCAAAGGAGA